Baudoinia panamericana UAMH 10762 is the source of this 879-nucleotide messenger RNA. RefSeq lists its product as uncharacterized. Gene Ontology annotation, biological process: carbohydrate metabolic process. Gene Ontology annotation, molecular function: aldehyde-lyase activity; zinc ion binding. The transcript is spliced from 2 exons. The record is from RefSeq and is a predicted model, not a curated record. NCBI's taxonomy places the organism in Eukaryota, Fungi, Ascomycota, Dothideomycetes, Mycosphaerellales, Teratosphaeriaceae. The coding region runs from base 1 to 879 and encodes 292 amino acids.
AUGCCCAAGCUCAGCAACAACCGCGCUGUACGCAUGCUCAAUGCAGCAGCAGAGGGCAAAUACGGCGUCCUGGGCGUGGUGUCGUACAAUAUGGAAACAAUCAUUGCCUGCAUUGCCGCAGCCGAAGCCAAGAAAUCACCUCUACAGAUUCUGCUUUUCCCAUGGGCCCUCAAGUACUCCCCCCUCUUCGUCGAUUUCGCCGCAAUGGCUGCCCGCAAAGCCUCCGUCCCCGUGACAGUGCAUAUGGAUCACGCGCAAGAUCCUGAAGUCAUCAAACAGGCGUCCCAGAUCAAGGCGCAUGACGGCACACCCGCUUUCGACAGCAUCAUGGUGGAUAUGAGCCAUUACGAGAAGGAGGAGAACCUGGCCAAGACGAAGGAGCUUGUGGCGCUGUGCCACAGUCGAGGCAUUGCGACGGAGGCUGAGCCUGGUAGGAUUGAGGGCGGCGAGGACGGGGUGAAAGAUACGGCGGAGUUGGAAGGGAUGAUGACGACGGCGGAGGAGGUAGACGAUUUCAUUGCGACUGGGAUUGACUUUCUGGCGCCCGCGUUUGGCAACGUGCACGGUGAUUACCAUGGUGUGGAGAACAUACAUCUGGAUUAUGAUCGACUGGCUUCGAUCCAGAAGAAGGUGGACGGGAGGGUGCAGAUUGUAUUGCACGGCACCAACGAGUUCCCCCCGGAUAUUAUGAAGAAGUGCAUCGAGCGAGGCGUGACGAGGAUCAAUGUGAACAAGCUUGUGCUGAGCGAUUACAACGAAUAUGUGGCGAAGAGUACUGGCAAAGUACCACUGACGCAGCUACUGGAGAAGGGCACAGCUUUGAUGCAAGCGCAAUGCGAGCAAUGGAUGGACGACAUUGGAUCGAGCGGCAAAGCAUAG